Molecule: messenger RNA, 3364 nt
Organism: Oryza sativa Japonica Group (Japanese rice)
Lineage: Eukaryota; Viridiplantae; Streptophyta; Magnoliopsida; Poales; Poaceae
Product: KIN14B-interacting protein At4g14310
Molecular function (GO): protein binding
Source: RefSeq, a predicted model, not a curated record
CCCAAAUCAAACCAUUCCUUCCCCAAAAUCUCGCAAACCAUCUCCCUCUCCCUCUCGUCUUCCCCCAGAUCCCCCCAAACCCUAACCCUACCAUCGCCAUGGCCUCCCGCAUCAAGGACCGCGGCAAGGCCGCACCCGCCGCCGCGGGAUCCCGCCCGCUCACCCCCAAGGCCUUCUCCGCCUCGUCGUCCGCUCGCCGCACCCCCGCCGCCGCCGCUGCCGGGAAGGAGAACUCGGCGUCCAAGCCCUCCAAGCCCACCGCCGCGGUGCGGUGGUCCACGUCGUCGAUCCCGAGGGCCAGCAGGAUCCCGAGCUCCGUGGAGUCCUCCAAGCUCGUCUCCACCCUCAGGGCGUCCUCGGUGAUGCCGGGGAGGGCAUCUGUCGGGAAGGAAAUGGAGGCGGAGGCGGGCUUGCGGCGGAGCGUGAGCGGCGGGAUCAGGGCCGCUGCCCCGGAGAGAGCGAGGAGGUCGGUGGGUGGCGUUGGGGGUAGGGUCCCGGAUGCGAGGAGAGCAAGCAGCGUGCCUCGUGCUGAUGAGAUUGGUAGGAGGAGGGAUGGGUUUGAUGCUAGGGCGAAGGCGAGUGAUGUGACCAGUGGGAGAAGAGAAGGCUUUGAUGGUAAGGCUAAGCAAAUGAAUGCGGUUGAUAGGAAAAGAGAGAGCUUCGAUGUAAAGGCGAAGCAGAUCAGUGGGAAAAGAGGGAGCUUCGAUGUUAAUGUGACCAAGCAAUGUGAUGAGAUCAAAGGGGAAAGAGAGGGCUUUGGCACCAACGCAAAGAAGCAAUGCGAUGGGAUUGAUGGCGACAAUGAGGGCUUUGAUGUGAAGGCCAGGCUAGGUGACGAAAUCAAUAAGAAGAAAGAUGGAUUUGAUACGAAAUUGGUGAAAGAGAUUCAUCCCAAGAAAGUUAUCUCUAGUGUCACUGGUUCGGCAGAAGCUUCUUCCAAACCUGCACCUUUUCCUGCUACUGAGAAGGAUGGUGACGGAGGCAACAAUGCUGUCAUCCCUGUAUUCACUGUCCAUGUGGUGGACGUGGACGAUGUUCCUUGCAGAGCCAGGGAAGAGCAGAAGAAUACUGAUGAGCCUAAGAAGCAGGAGGAAAAGAGCAAGCUGGCAGACAAGAUUAGAGUUUUUGAGAAAGCGUCUGCAAGUGGGGGAUCAGUGAAAUCUGUUUCUAGUUUGAACAAGUACCCAAGCAAGCUGCAUGAGAAACUAGCUGCAUUGGAAGGGAGAGUCCAAAAGAUAGCGACAGAUAUCAAGAAGACCAAAGAGAUGCUGGAUGAGAAUAACCCGGAUGAGCCUAAGCAGAUAUUAUCUAAUAUCCAGAAGGAGAUUACUGCAAUUGAGAAGGCAAUUUCCCAUGUCAAGGAUGAUAAUAAGAUUCAGCUCGGCACUGCAGAUAAUAGUGAGUGUGAGAUCUCUUAUGCUAAAAAGGCUGCAGAGUGUGCUGUUACAAAGCCAAGUGACCCGAAGCAUGCUGCAAAAGGUAUGAAUACUGAUGAAUUAGAGGCGAGGUUCUUUCCACAUCAUAAAUUGUUGAGAGACUGCAAAUCGUCUAGCGCUACUCAACAGGAAUCGUCCAUGGCUGUCAAAAAGGAUUGUAACACAGAUAUGGAACUUUCUUCCCUUGAGCCUCAAGAAGAUGAGAAUAGUAUAGCCAUGGAGUUUCUGGCUUCCUUAGAUGGUGAAGAAAGCGGCUUCUUCAAGAACCGCAGAGCGAAGAACUUGGAAAAAACCAUCAUCUGUGAAGCAGCAGAUGUUAGCAGCAAGACAUCGGGCCAAGGUUCCUCAAAUAAUCCGGUAGGCCCAAACCAUGACAAAGAAAUUGAAUUGCUUGCUACAGAGAAGCUAGAAGAGUUUGAUGAACAGGAGAACAAGUCCUUUUUGAUUUUACAGGAGGAAACAGAGGAAUUCUCUAGUGAUCAGUUAUUAGGGAUAGGGAACAAAUCCUCAACUGGUGGAUGGUUUGUUUCAGAGGGGGAAGCUGUUCUUCUUGCUCAUGGAGAUGGUACCUGUUCUUACUAUGAUAUUGCAAACCGCGAGUUCAAGUCUGAAUACAAGCCUCCGAGUGUGAUCUCAAAUAAUAUGUGGGGUGAUUGCUGGUUGAUCCGUGCCCCGGGUGUUGACGGAUGCUCAGGAAGAUAUGUAGUUGCGGCAUCAGCUGGCAAUGCACUGGACCCUGGGUUUUGCAGCUGGGAUUACUAUAGCAGAGAAGCAAAAGCAUUUCACAUUGAGGAGAUAUCUCAUGCUUCUUCAGUACCAUCGUCCAGAACUGUUCUUGGGCCUCUUCCUAAUGUAGGUUCAUCAAGAUCUAGCUCUGCAAUUUCUACUGUAGAAAGACAGCAAUGGUGGUAUAGACCCUGUGGGCCUCUCCUGCUUUCUGCUGCUAGUAAGCAAAAGAUGGUCACAGCUUAUGACAUCCGAGAUGGUGAUGUAGUGAUGAAAUGGGAAGUGAGCAAUCCUGUACAGGGAAUGGAAUAUUCCAGCCCACUACAAUGGCGUAGCAGGGGCAAGGUUGUAAUUGCUGGUACUGAGUCGAUUGGGUUGUGGGAUGUUAAUUCGCUUAACCCACAACCCCUGUUAUCUGUUGCUUCUGCUGGCAAAAAGCUUUACUGCCUUCAUGUGAACAACACUGAUGCAGAGCUGGGCGGAGGAGUUCGUCAAAGAGUUAGUUCCUGUGAGGUGGAGGGAAAUGAUGGUGUUUUUAGCACACAAGAAAGUGUUAAUGUAUUUGACUUUCGUGUACCUGCUGGCAUCGGUCUUAAAAUGGCAAGACAUGGUGGUACAGCAAGUUCAAUCUUCUCACGUGGUGACUCGGUAUUCAUUGGGAGCACAGAAGGUAGGCUGCAAAUAAAAGGGGGUCUGAAAUCACGAGUUCAGCAAUAUUCACUGAGAAAGGGAAAGCUUGUUGCAACCUAUGAGCUACCUGAUUUCAAUGCCCACUUCCAUCACUCUUCAAUAACCCAAGUAUGGGGCAACUCCAACCUUGUCUUGGCUGCAUGUGGUAUGGGACUAUUUGCAUUUGACGCCUUUAAGGAGGACGGUCAACAAACUUACAGCUUUGACCGUGGAGCCACUCUUGGAGUAAGAGAGGCUAUUGGCUUUGAUGAUUUGUACUGCCCUACAUUCGAUUACUCGUCAUCAAGGGUUCUUCUUGUCUCAAGAGACCGUCCAGCACAAUGGAGGUAUCUGUCAUAGCUAUCUAUUUAUCGUGUGCAUCAUGUGAUCGACAUGUAAUAUAUUUGUACUAUGUUUAUGCUUUAGCUUAUUUAGUCAUCUGUAGUGCCAAGCAUCUUGCUUUCACUGUAUUAGCAGAAAUGAUUGGGUUUCUUCCCCUUCAGUUAAUUAAUAUCUAUUGCAUGUUUAUUUUA